Molecule: messenger RNA, 690 nt
Organism: Aspergillus niger
Lineage: Eukaryota; Fungi; Ascomycota; Eurotiomycetes; Eurotiales; Aspergillaceae
Exons: 4
Coding region: 1-690 (229 amino acids)
Source: RefSeq, a predicted model, not a curated record
AUGACGAUCAAUUAUCUCCGGCUUGGCACGGCACGCCAGAGGCGCGUUAAGGAUUUCGGCGCCUUGGCCGCUGGCUUGGCCCGUCCUCUAGCGACCCAAAAAGUAAUCAAUGCCGACCAACGACCAUUGGACGCCGGUAUCGCCGAAUCUUCCGCCGCCUGCCUCUCGGAUCUAGCACAACUGCGGCCUCAUCCCGUCUCGUCCCUCGCAGCCUGCAGGAUGUCUAGCACCAUCCUUUCACCCAGCGUAGCGCAGAGAACGUUCCGAGCCCCGACCGCCGUCGUAUUACGUGCUAUGACCCUCUGGCCCAUUGUCUUCCCGCCAGAAACAGGAGACCGGGAUAUGACGGGUCGUUACUGUAGCGAAGAUGCCACCCCGGACCCCGGAUCCAAUCGCUGCGUUGCUUUUGUAAAAGGAUUUGACUUAAGUGCGCCACGCAGACGCAACAUGGGCCGCUUCGGUGGCGCAGUCGAGGAUCGAGGGCCAGUCCUAGAGCCAUCAAGCUUCAAUUGCGGCUGCCUAGAAUCACAGUGGAGUUGCCCCUGCCAAAUGGAAAUGAUCGAGAUCAGUCUCGAGAUAAGCACACAGUCACUUGGUACUAAGGUCACUAGUUGGCAACCUUGGUCUGAACCGAAUAGGUUUAACCUCCGUCACCAGACCAGCUUCGGGACCCAGCAUGAUGAUUUCUAG